Messenger RNA from Lepisosteus oculatus (spotted gar), 4460 nucleotides. It is a transcript of the gene trim66, whose product is annotated as tripartite motif containing 66. Gene Ontology annotation, cellular component: chromatin. NCBI's taxonomy places the organism in Eukaryota, Metazoa, Chordata, Actinopteri, Semionotiformes, Lepisosteidae. Gene Ontology annotation, molecular function: protein binding; zinc ion binding. The record is from RefSeq and is a predicted model, not a curated record.
AGUUUCUCAGCUGGCUGCUUCACAGCCCCAAUCCCUCUUUAAACGUAAAGCAUUUUACAGUGUCCUCUGCUGCAGUCAUGUGUUUUCUAUUGAAACCACAAUCAAAUAGAACGCGCCUAGAAGAAAAUGAUCUUUCUUUGCAGUGAUAGCCAGAAGACAAUUUUAGUUUCUCAAAAAAUGAACUGAGUUUCAGAUGGGGUGGUGCUUUUGAAGGUCUAUGACUGGAGCUUGAGUGAUGUCAACCCAUAUGUUUUGCCACUAGCUCUGCUGCAUUUCCCAUCCCACAGUAGGGGACACCCUGUAAGAUAUGAACUUUUCCAGAUCUUGAAAGACUUUCUGGGCAAAAGUAUCGACAUGGACAAGCUCUGUACCGAUUGUCAAGAACAGAGAGAAGCUCAGGGCCUCUGCACUUUCUGCAAUAAGUGGUUAUGUUUUCGGUGUACUGAUAUACACCAGCACAGAAAUACCACUUCACUCUUCAUAUCCGAAGCAGAGAAGAUGCCUUCUCAUGCUGGUCCUAAUUUCCAAUCCAAAGGAUUCCUGUUCUGCCACUUUCAUAAUCAGGAGCUGCUGGAUUUGUUUUGUGAAACAUGUGACAUGCUCACCUGCAAAAGCUGCCAUUUCUCAGCACACAAAGAUCACAGGUUAAUCCUUGUUGGCAAAGCACUUCAUAAUCAGCAGUGGCUCUUUGAGAGCUUGAUGGCACAACUGGAUGACAAGCGAUCUGUUGUAGAGAACUCUGCAAAGCAAAUAGAAGCCAGGAUACAUGGCAUAAAGAUUGCACAAAAGAAGACAGAGAACCAGAUUAAAAUGGCAAAGAUGAUUAUGAUUAAUGAACUGAACAAACGAGCCAGCCAUUUAAUAGAACAACUUGAGAAGAUCACAAAUGAUUUACAGCAGAAAACUGUCAGCCAGCUGAAUGGAGUGAUAGAUUUGUGUAGCCAGCUCAGCCAUGUGCAGAACUUUGUGAACUGGGCGACGGUGAACCAGAGAAGGAGUCCUCUGCUCUUCAGCAAAGAACUGAUUACAUUUCAGAUGCAACGCCUGCUUGAAUCUCAGCUUCCCUCUGACAUUGGCCCACCUGUUAAGAUUAAAUUCAACUGGGACGCCAGUUUCUGGACCAAGCAGAUCUCCACUUUAGGCGAGCUGACGACAGAGGGAGGAAGCAGCCCUCACACCGGAGGUGGCGCCUCUCCAAGCGUUCUGAAGCCUCAGCCAAUCACGUGCCCAGCCAUGCCAGCCUCCCUGUGCCACCAGCCCCAAGACCAAAGCUGUGGCUUCCCCACCUGCCUUCAGUCCCGCGUGUGCUGUCCGCACUGCCUGAAUUUUUCCCAGGCACCCAAGCAGCAUGCCGACCUACAGAGCGAGCUCCUCGCAGGACAGAGCAGGGGGCCUUCUGCCACGCAGCAGUUCGGCGCCUUGGGACGAGGCAGAAAGCUCCGCCCGAUCCGACCCUACCCUGAUAAAUCCUGGCGCCACGGUCACCAGGGCGCUGUUGGUCUGGAAACGCAGGCCUCGAGAUGGCUUCUUGACAAGAAGCAGCUGGAGCUCAGCCCCUAUCCCCUUAGCCUCACCCUGCCAAACCAAACUACUCCAUCCCUUCAGCUGCCAAUGCCGGGCCAAUGGGUGCCCAAAAGCCCUCUGGCUUCAGCACCUCAGAUGAUCCACCUGCCUUCGCAGUCCCUGAUGCAGCACAGGUACUUCCAGCAGUCUUUGUUGCCCAGCUCAGGCAGACCGCUGCAGGGGCGGGCAGUGGAGAAUGGCUUGCGGAUCUUGGCGCCCUGUCGAUUAGAACCACUGCAACCACAGGAGGCCGAGCUGGACCUGCCGCUGCAGGGAGCUGAGCAAGCCAGAGCCGGGCCGACCAGUGACACGGUGAGGCAACAGCAGCGGCGGCAGAUCUGUCUGCAGCAGCUCAGCACCUCACCAACAGCGGCUCAUGGUCAGGACCACCCUGCACUGUGUCAGGCAUCAGAAUUAGAGCUGAAGCAGCAGACUGGGACGAGUAGCAGGAUGAGUCAGUCACACGUGGUUGACCAAACCAUUGGCUCUGCACCGCUCCGUGCCAUUUCCAUUGCUCCUGCCUUGCUGAAGAUGUCUGAGCCGACCAACGGACUCCUGAGCAGCACACGCCGAACGCCCGACCCGAAAAGAGGGAAGAGGACACAUCCCAGAGACUCUCCGUCAGAACCUGUGAUGCCUUCCUCCAGGUCUGCAGCACACCUUCUCUCUGAACACCAGCCCCUAGGGGCUGCACAUAGCUUAGCAACAAGACACAGGAACCAUGGGAGCAAGGACUGCAAGGGAGGCCUUAUCCGACCCGGCGGAGGUGAUGGAGUCGCAGACAGGAGCUCUCCUGCACAGCCCAUGAAUCUGUCCUUCAGCAGGGCAGCUAUGAGCCCCCCCAUCGUGCUCCUCACUCCUCUGACUGUCCUCAAGACAGAGCCAGGUCACAGCACUUACGAAGGAGAUGAUGCUAAAGGUGAACACUCUUCACAGAAUACUGUCAGGGUUCCCAGUGAAAUCUCAAACUUCCCAGUAAAACCUAUGGUUCCAUUUGUACGCCUGGAGCGCCUGAAGAUCUGCCCUAUUUCUGGCCAGCUUCCAGCACUCAAGCUACCCUCAGAGAGCAGGGAGAACGAUGCCCCCCCUCCUGCAGGCACAGACCUGGACACGGAAACAGGAGCUAGAUCUGAGCAAGACAAAGGCAGCUGUGGGACAGAGUAUACCGGAGAGGACUGUCUGUCACUCCCAGCAGUGGACGGUGUUGUUGAGCCAUCAGCGGGCGAUGACUCGGACUCUCCCAGCCCUUCGGGGAACUUGCAGUGUCCAGAGGUGGGGAGGCCAGCCGAGCCCCCUCAGAUGGAGCCAGACCUGGGAACCGAGGAGCUGGGAGAGGCCUGUGGGGAGAAUGAGGCAGAACCCUCCGCUGAGAACACUAUGGAGAACGAGGACUUCUGUGCAGUCUGCUUGAACGGAGGCGAUUUGCUGUGUUGCGAUCGAUGUCCCAAAGUCUUCCAUCUCUCCUGUCACAUCCCCCCACUCCUCAGCUUUCCUGUGGGUGACUGGGUUUGCACACUGUGCCGUAAUCUCAUUGAUCCAGAGAUGGAGUACGACUGUGAAAACACACGUCUGACUGCAGAACACAAGGGAACAACACCUCAGUACGGACUGUCCGUCUUAGACCAGCGGAAAUGUGAGAAACUGACGCUGUUUAUUUACUGCAGUGUCCUCAGUGCCCCAUUCCAUGAGCCUGUGAGUCCACUGGCACGUCAUUACUACCAAAUAAUCAAGAAACCAAUGGACCUCUCUGUCAUAAGAAGUAAACUGAAUAAGAGGAGCCCUCUUCACUACUACACACCUGAGGAGUUUGUUUCAGAUGUCUUUCUUAUGUUUAGGAACUGUGCAAAGUUCAAUUACCCAGAUUCGGAGGUGGCCCAGGCAGGAAGAAACCUUGAGGCGCUGUUCAACGCCAAGCUGAAGGAGGAAUUUCCGGAUAACGUCUUUCCAGAAGUGACGGACGAUUCGGACACAGAGGAGUUUGAUGGCACAUAUAAAGUGGGUGACAACGGCUUCCCCUGGCCCGCAGAGGGGAAGGAACACUUUCACAGGAAAAGGAAACGAAGGCACUCUCUCAGCUGGAGGAAACACCACUUUUAGCGUCCUUAUUUUUGAAGAAGCCGUCCAACAUGCAAAGCUCUAGAAUCUCUCAUUUUUUAAAAAAAAGGUCUUUCAGUUAUAUUGCAGGCAGAAAUCAGAUAUAUUUUUUUUCAAAAAUGUGAGAUUGAUUCCAUCCAGGAUAGGGGACAGAGGGACAUGGUCUUUAUUUUAUCUUGCAUUGUCUCUUCUUUUUUCAGCUUCCAAAGGUGAGCAGUUGUAACCAUCACACCUGAUUGAAUUAGUAUUGUUGGGAGGUUGGGCUUUAACAUGGACCUUUUACUAAACAGAUUUAAAUGGCCAUUUAAAAAAAAAUAGAAUACUUAAUUUUCUUUAAAGGCAUCCAAAUUCUACCGGCCGGUAAUGCUCACUAGUUUAUAAUCAAGGAAUUUUCUGACAUUCCUGAUAAAUGUCUUUUUAUCAUGCUUGUCCAUUAUUAAUAUUGGCAGCUGAGGACAGUAUGUAACUUUUAGUUUGUGAAUAAGGACUAACAAAGACUGUACCGGAUUUUAAGGUCAAGAACAAACAACUCUUAUUGAUCUAAUGCAUUGAACUAAUUUUUUUAACAUUCUUUUCUACUCUUACAAGAUAAAGAUAUUUUCUAGGUAGUUAUUUUCUACUCUGUAUGUUUUCCAAGGACCUCCUAUUAAUGCCUUUGAGUGAAUUGUAGAGAAUCUUGUCAGAUUUGCUGUCAUUUCCGAUUUGUCAACAAGAGGGAGACCUUACUGCAGGAGUUCUGAGGGGUUACAGAGGUUGUAAGGUUCGCAUUGCAUCAAGACUAAUAAAGAGACCAUCAAAAAGCA